AUGUCUUGUAACCAUUAUUCAAAUAACUGUUUAGUUAGAUUUGAAUGCUGCUCGAAGCUGUACCCGUGUAGACUAUGCCAUGAUAAGGUGGAGAGCCAUAAAGCCAACAGAUAUGAAGUUAGUCAAAUGGUAUGCAUAGGUUGUAAUCUGUUGCAGCGGAAAGCACAGUCGUGUUCUCAAUGCCUUAGGGCCGUGUCUAAAUAUUUCUGUUCUAAAUGCAACCUAUGGGACAGCUCUGAUGGUCAGAUAUUCCAUUGUAACAAAUGCAAUGUCUGCAGAAGAGGUGAUCCCAAGAUUGCUUUCCAUUGUGAUGCUUGCCAGACAUGUCUUGUUGCUACAGGAUCAAAGAAUCAUAUCCAUGUAGAGAACUCCACCUCUGGAAACUGUCCCAUAUGUGCAGAGGAUAUGCUUGGGAGUUUGGAAAUUCUUGUUCUUCUUAGAUGCGGGCAUUCUCUACAUGAAAGAUGCUUCAAUGAAUUUAUAAGAGAAACUUAUACCUGCCCUAUAUGCUCUAAACCAAUAGGAGAUACAUCCACCAUUAAUAAGAAGGUUGAGCAUCUUCUUGAAAUGGAGCCUUCUUACCCUGGACAAGAAGCUAAAAACAUUGUCAAGUGCAACAAUUGUAAUAACUUAUCAAAGUGUAAGUCCACAUGGGACAAGUGUCCUUUUUGCGGCUUUCCAUAG
Encephalitozoon romaleae SJ-2008 is the source of this 684-nucleotide messenger RNA. Its product is annotated as CHY zinc finger domain-containing protein. The record is from RefSeq and is a predicted model, not a curated record. The transcript has a single exon. Gene Ontology annotation, cellular component: nucleus. Gene Ontology annotation, biological process: protein ubiquitination; ubiquitin-dependent protein catabolic process. Gene Ontology annotation, molecular function: zinc ion binding; ubiquitin protein ligase activity. The coding region runs from base 1 to 684 and encodes 227 amino acids. Lineage: Eukaryota; Fungi; Microsporidia; Unikaryonidae.